AUGGAUAAGAAAGAAGACUCCUCUGACGCCAGUCUGUAUGACAUGUUUAGCGGUCAAAGCGACGGACCAUCAAAGACACGUAUAUGGCUACUUUCACAGAUGAGAGAUCGGCUUGAUCAUCCCCCGGAUGCCGAGCCACUGCGGAAGCAAUGGGCCUUCGCCAUGGUGGCAGCCUCAUCGACGGCGAGGCUUUUGGGGAAAUUUGGCGAAGCUGAAGAAAUGGCAAAAGAAGCCAAACAGACGCUCGAGGUUUUAGUCGGAGACGACUGCUACGAGACAACAACGGCCACUGAACAAGUAGCAGAGGCGUACUUUGCCCAGGGACGCUACGAUCAAGCUGCAAUUCUCCAAACUGAUGUCCUCAAGAAACGAGAGAAUCUACUUGAGGAGGAUCAUUUAGAGACUUUAAGCAUAAAAGCAGCAUUAGCCCGGACAAUCUGGCACCAAGGUCUUUACAGUGAAGCAAGAGACCUUGAGUUUCAAUUGAUGCAAACUUCUAAAGCAAAACAUGGCAAAAAUCACCCUUUCACAAUAAAGAUUAAAGGCAACCUGGCGGAUACAUACUCCUGCGAAGGCCACUGGCAAAAUGCGGAGAAACUUCAGCUUGAAGUUUUGGAAUGGUGUAGAGAGCACUUGGGCCAAAAUCACCCGAAGACUUUGCAUGCCAUGUUUGGUCUGUCAAAAACAUACCGCAAGAAGGGUCAAUUGAGGGCAGCCGAAGAGCUUCAAUCGUGGGUACUUAGCCUCAGAAGAACGAUUCUUGGCUCAAAGCACCUUGAUACAUUAGCCACCAUGGAUGAUUUGGCAUUGACAUACUUGGAUCAAUGCCGUUGGAAGGAAGCAGAAUGGUUACUCUCUCAGGUAUCGGAGAUAAGGAAAAGAGAGUUGGAUAGAAGUCCAACCAUACUAGCCAGUGAAAGUGCUCUGGCAAUAGCAUACAAGAACCAGGGACGUCUCAAAGAGGCUGAGGACUUGGAAUCUGAAGCUCUCAACUCAACAAGAAUGAUAUAUGGAGAAAACCAUCGCCAAACCUUUGGAUGCAUGUCAAACUUAGCAGCAACCUACUUCAACCAAGGACGCUUCAAUAAAGCGGAGGCCCUCCUUGGAGAGGCUCUAGAGAUUGGGCAGAAGGCUUUCGGAAAGUAUCAUCCGCGUACGAUGACCAUCUUAUUUCACCAUGCUCGGGCUGUUUGGAGCCAAAAUCGAGAUGAGGAGGGUGAAGCAUUGAUGCUGCAAGCAGCGGAAAUGCAGAUCAAGAGCCUCGGGGAGAAUCACCCCGUGACCUUGAACACUAUGGAACUAAUAGUGGAUAGGUACGGAGACCAACAACGCUUCAGGGAAGCAGAGCCGAUAUUGCUGAAAGUUAUUGAGUCGAAAAAGAAAGCGCUGGGAGCGGGGAAUCCAAGCACAUUAGAUGUGAUGGCCAAGUUAGCUAGGUUAUACCACAGACAGGAGCGUUUGGAAGAAGCAGAGAAGCUGGAAGUGCAGAUUAUGAGAGAGAGUCAACUGGCACUGGGGCCCAAUCACCCAAUGACAUUAUCACUCAUGAACAAACUAUAUCAUGUAAUACAUGGAAGAAACUGGGGCGAGAGAUUGAUGCACUCUCCCUCUUGA
Messenger RNA from Clonostachys rhizophaga, 1614 nucleotides. The record is from the annotation of a GenBank genome assembly. Lineage: Eukaryota; Fungi; Ascomycota; Sordariomycetes; Hypocreales; Bionectriaceae.